This is a messenger RNA of Durusdinium trenchii, 2126 nucleotides long. NCBI's taxonomy places the organism in Eukaryota, Dinophyceae, Suessiales, Symbiodiniaceae. The record is from the annotation of a GenBank genome assembly.
AAGCGACUAGAAAAGGUGCGGUUCCCGUUCCGACGCUACGCCGCUUAUGGACCGUCAGUGAUAGCUUCAAACUUCGCUGAUUAAGAUCCACUCGCAGUAUACAUCCCAGGUGAUGCAAUGCACCUCUACUGCUCAAUUGGCUUUCAAGAAUUACCAGCAAUGGUGGGCACAGCUGCAUUGGCUUGGCCACCAGAGAGUAAAUGAGACCACGUGAGCGUUCUGCUUUCACAUGACAUAGUGGAGAGAUCAACCCGGCUCUCGCUGAAAGUGUGGUUAGAUGUCAUCAAGCGUGUCAAGUUUGUGCGAGCUCUGCUUUUUCUCCUUCUCUACUUUCUUUACGUUUGCCAGAAAGAAGGCAAACCACGGCUAUGACCCCGAAAGCUGCCCAAACAAAACUCCAAGUGUUUAGUUUUCUGUCACAUUGAGGGCUGGGGGCUUCAGGACCAGCAUUCAAAGCAAAUGAAGGUGAUGGCCAGUUCCGUCUGGUUUGACGCUGUGUCUGGCUAGAGCAGCAGAAGAAACACAGCAACGACUCAAUUUUGAUUACUUGAGUUUGGUGCCGGUGCUUUCCUUUGAUGUCUCAAAAGCCUCGACCAAAUUGCCUUGGGCGAUGAGGGUGCUCUGCCCUGGGUGUUUUCUUCGCAGGAAAAGAUCAGCGCUCGUUUUUACGUGUCUUCGCCCUGCUGCUCUCGUGUAGAUAUCUCAUGGGGUUUCACAACUGACAACUCGAACAUGAGGUCACCAGGCUCUUUCGAGCUGCUUCAGCGUUGAGCGCUUCGCUUAGGUGGUUCUAUGUGAAGCCUGGAAUGGUUUUCAGUGUUGCGAUGCUCAUGCUUUCUCCUCUUGGCAACCACUUGCGAGAGGUGGCGCCGACCGAGGAUGUGCAGUUGGUGCUUUCAAUGACCUUCCUGACGUUUGCUCUACUGAAGCCCCUGUCUGAUGGUCUUUUCAACAUAACGACUGCGAAGCAGGUCGAGAAACGCAAGAACUUGGAAGGAGACAACAUCACAGAGCCCCGGGAACCCAUGGAGUGCACAGAGGUGACGGAGUCUGAGAAGCAUGAGGAGUUGGAACAACAAGAUCCGGAAGAAGACCAUGAAGAACAGCACGAGGAAAACAAAGAUCAAAGCACCACAGUCAAAGAUCAGCUGCCUGAACCGCCUUGGUGGCUGAUGGGAGCUUUGCCACCAGUAGGUUUAAUCGGAGGCUUCUUGGGGGGCCUGUGUGGGAUGAAUGGGCCGCCAUUUAUUUUGCUAACAGCCAUCACUGGCUUGGACAAGGUGGUGGCACGAAACCUUUUCCCAAUGGGCCAAGCUAUUGAGGUUUGGACCUUCCGCUUCCCCAUGCUCCUGUCGUUACGCCGCAUCCGACUGGAAGAUGCCCACAUUUACUGUGUUGGCCUAUUCGCAGGAGCUGUCGGUCUCCAGAUGGGAAAUCUUGUCGCUCCCAAAGUCUCACAAAAGCUCUUUGAGCGAAGCAUGUUGCUCUUUUUGGUGCUCUCUUCGCUCCUGGUAUUGGGAUUGCUGCAAGGUCACCCACGUGCUCUGGUAGCAUUGGGCGUCGUCCUCCUGGUUGCCUUGAUUCGGUUGCUCACUGGCAGGCGAGUUAGGGCAGUGCAAAGGCUGCAAAAACCACCUUCGACUGCAACUUGAGCUCUUUGGUGCAGAGAUUGAGUGAGCAUGAAGACAACAACUUCUGCCGGUCCGUUGGGAUGCGGUUUUCUUGGAAUGUGCAAAACUUGUGUAGAGUGCGCUUUGAUUGAAAGUUGUGUCCUUCAGGCCCAUGAAGCAGCAGAAUGUGAUGUCCGUUGAUUGCAAGAUGCCUGUCAACGACGUGGCGUGUUUGGCUGGCCUUUUGACCGGUAAACUACUUGCCAUUUGGCGGAGCCUUUUGCCGGAGUCCAACAGCAACAUCCGACGCAGUGGACCGAGUAGAAUGAGGCAGCAUGUGGCAAUUCUUUGCCAGUGCAUUUUGUGAGAGCUCCGAUGAAGGAAGCGCACGAAGCGCACGAAGCGCACGAAGCGCACGCGAUCUUGAAUCAUUUUUGCACUCAGCUGAGGGCUGAAGAGAGGUUUGACUCAGAUCCGAAGACCUCUGAACGCCUUGAUGACCUGCGCUGACUCCAU